Colletotrichum paranaense is the source of this 630-nucleotide messenger RNA. RefSeq names its product proteasome A-type and B-type. Gene Ontology annotation, cellular component: nucleus; cytosol; proteasome core complex, beta-subunit complex. The transcript is spliced from 3 exons. The coding region runs from base 1 to 630 and encodes 209 amino acids. The record is from RefSeq and is a predicted model, not a curated record. NCBI's taxonomy places the organism in Eukaryota, Fungi, Ascomycota, Sordariomycetes, Glomerellales, Glomerellaceae. Gene Ontology annotation, biological process: proteasomal protein catabolic process.
AUGUUGAGUGCGAUUGACAGGGAGGUACUACUGGGUAUCACGGGCAAGGACUUCACCAUCAUUGCAGCUUCCAAAGCUGCCAUGCGCGGUGCAACGGUCCUGAAGACUGCCGACGACAAGACGAGGUCCCUGAACAAGCACACACUGAUCGCAUACUCUGGAGAGUCUGGUGAUACCGUGCAAUUCGCCGACUACAUCCAAGCAAACUCCCAGCUCUACUCGAUGCGCAAUGAGACAGACCUGUCCCCCUCUGGCCUCGCCAACUUCGUUCGUGGCGAGCUUGCCUCGAGCUUGCGGUCGCGGAAGCCGUACAACGUCAACCUGCUCCUCGGCGGCGUCGACCCCAUCACACAGAAGCCCGCGCUGUACUGGCUGGACUACCUUGCGUCAUUGGCGCCCCUCCCAUACGCCGCCCACGGCUACGCACAAUACUACUGCCUGUCAAUCCUCGAUAAACACCACCACCCCGAUAUCACGCUAGGCCAGGGCAUCAAGAUCCUCAACCUGUGCACGGAUGAGCUCAAGAGACGGUUACCCAUCGACUUCAAGGGCAUGACGGUCAAGGCCGUGACCAAGGACGGAAUCGUGGACAUAGAGUUCGAUGACGACAAGGUGGUGAAGGCUGCUUGA